AUGGCUGCCGUUAAGGUUCCAACGGUGGUGCUUCCCAACGCCUCUGGCGAAGUGAGUAUGCCGGUGAUAGGGAUGGGAUCAGCACCUGACUUCACAUGCAAGAAAGACGCUAAGGAGGCCAUCGUUGAGGCCGUCAGGCAAGGCUACAGGCACUUCGACACGGCCACCGCCUACGGCUCCGAGCAGGCCCUCGGAGAGGCCUUGAAGGAGGCUAUUCAGCUUGGUCUCGUCACCCGCCAAGACCUCUUUGUCACUUCCAAGCUUUGGGUCACUCAUAACCUUCCUCACCUUGUUCUCCCUGCUCUCCGUAAAUCACUCCAGUAA
Messenger RNA from Arachis duranensis, 324 nucleotides. RefSeq names its product NAD(P)H-dependent 6'-deoxychalcone synthase-like. Bases 1 to 324 code for a protein of 107 amino acids. Lineage: Eukaryota; Viridiplantae; Streptophyta; Magnoliopsida; Fabales; Fabaceae. Gene Ontology annotation, cellular component: cytosol. Gene Ontology annotation, molecular function: aldose reductase (NADPH) activity. The transcript has a single exon. The record is from RefSeq and is a predicted model, not a curated record.